This is a messenger RNA of Salarias fasciatus (jewelled blenny), 2572 nucleotides long. It is a transcript of the gene pck1, whose product is annotated as phosphoenolpyruvate carboxykinase 1 (soluble). Gene Ontology annotation, biological process: oxaloacetate metabolic process; response to starvation; gluconeogenesis. The record is from RefSeq and is a predicted model, not a curated record. Gene Ontology annotation, molecular function: manganese ion binding; phosphoenolpyruvate carboxykinase (GTP) activity; GTP binding. The transcript is spliced from 10 exons. Bases 162 to 2036 code for a protein of 624 amino acids. NCBI's taxonomy places the organism in Eukaryota, Metazoa, Chordata, Actinopteri, Blenniiformes, Blenniidae. Gene Ontology annotation, cellular component: cytosol.
CGGAGGAACAGUCCUCAGCUCUCCUGGAACCCAGCAGCAGAGACACCGUCAGCCGAUGAGGCCAAGCUAGCGGCUCCCUGCACCCAACAAGCUCCUGCAGACUUCCUCUCUCUCCACCUGUUCGCUCUCGCUCUCUCUCCCUCGCUCCAGACCGCCCCAUCAUGCCUCCUCAGAUCCAGUCCCAGAACCAGAACGGCGUCAGGGUCCUGCAGGGCGACGUCAGCGCCCUCAGUCCGGCCGUCAGGGAGUUCGUGGAAGCCAACGUGACCCUGUGCCAGCCCGACUCGCUCCACAUCUGCGACGGUUCUGAUGAGGAGAACCGAGCCAUCCUGACCCAGCUGGAGGAGCAGGGCCUGAUCAAGAAGCUCAGCAAAUAUGAGAACUGCUGGCUGGCCAGGACCGAUCCGAUGGACGUGGCUCGGGUGGAGAGCAAGACGGUCAUCGUCACCCAGAACCAGAAGGACACGGUGCCCACGCCUCUGGGAGGGGGAAUCAGCCAGCUGGGACGCUGGAUGUCCCCCGAAGAGUUUGACAAAGCCAUGAAUCAACGCUUCCCCGGCUGCAUGAAAGGUCGUACCAUGUAUGUGAUUCCCUUCAGCAUGGGUCCGGUGGGCUCUCCGCUCUCCAAGAUCGGGGUGGAGCUGACCGACUCUCCCUACGUGGUGGCCAGUAUGAGGGUGAUGACUCGCAUGGGGAAGGCUGUGCUGCCCGCUCUGGAAAGCGGCGAUUUCGUCCGCUGCCUGCACUCUGUCGGCUGUCCCCUGCCACUCAAAAAGCCACUGGUGAAUAACUGGCCCUGCAACCCCGAACAGACCUUGAUCGCCCACAUCCCGGAUCGCAGACAAAUCAUCUCGUUUGGCAGUGGUUACGGAGGAAACUCUCUGCUGGGGAAGAAGUGCUUCGCUCUGCGCAUCGCGUCCCGCAUCGCUAAAGAAGAGGGCUGGCUGGCUGAGCACAUGCUGAUCCUUGGAGUCACCAACCCCGCCGGGGAGAAGAAGUACAUGGCGGCAGCCUUCCCCAGCGCCUGUGGAAAGACGAACCUGGCCAUGCUCUGCCCCACACUGCCUGGCUGGAAGGUGGAGUGUGUCGGAGACGACAUCGCCUGGAUGAAGUUCGAUAACCAAGGUAACCUGCGUGCCAUCAACCCAGAGAAUGGAUUUUUCGGUGUUGCACCCGGCACCUCAGCCAAAACCAACCCCAACGCCAUGGCGACCAUCAUCAAGAACACCAUCUUCACCAACGUGGCGGAGACCAGCGACGGCGGCGUGUAUUGGGAGGGAAUGGACCAGUCGCUGCCUGAGGGAGUCACAAUCACAUCCUGGAAGAACAAGCAGUGGAGCCCAGAGGACGGUGAAGCCUGUGCUCAUCCCAACUCCCGUUUCUGCACUCCGGCCGGACAGUGCCCGAUCAUCGACCCGCUGUGGGAAUCUCCGGAGGGCGUCCCCAUCGAGGCCAUCAUUUUCGGAGGACGCAGGCCUGAAGGCGUUCCCUUGGUGUACGAAGCCUUCAGCUGGCAGCAUGGGGUGUUUGUCGGAGCAGCCAUGAGGUCGGAGGCCACGGCCGCGGCCGAACACAGAGGCAAGGAGAUCAUGCACGACCCCUUCGCCAUGCGUCCAUUCUUCGGCUACAACUUCGGUCAGUAUCUGUCUCACUGGCUGAGCAUGGCCGAUCGCCCCGGUGCCAAACUGCCCAAGAUCUUCCACGUCAACUGGUUCCGCAAGAGCCCGACCGCCGGCUUCCUGUGGCCCGGCUUCGGCGACAACAUCCGGGUUCUGGACUGGAUGUUCCGGCGGGUGAACGGCGAGGCCGGGGCCAUGCCGUCCGCCGUGGGCUACCUGCCGUGCCGCGACUCCCUCAACCUGCAGGGCCUGCGGGAGCAGGUGGACCUGGACGAGCUCUUCGCCCUGGACCAGGAGUUCUGGCAGAGGGAGGUGGCGGAGGUGAGGAACUACUUCACCACGCAGGUGAACGACGACCUGCCCAACGAGGUCUCCCGGCAGCUGGAUCUCCUGCAGCAGAGGGUCAAGCAGAUGUGAAGGACUCUCAACAGUGACCACGAUUACUCUCCAGUUUGAGAACAAAAGCAGUUCGAGAAUUAAAAAACAAAUGAGAAAUUCUAGAGGACAACUCUGAAAUUGCACCAUGAAAUUCUAUAAUAGAAUCUAAAAUAUUCCUUCAUUAUUGACUGAGGAACUUCUCUUAGUGUUUAUCUUCUACAGGAAAGGAAUGAUUUCCCUCAUAAUUCUCUAAACCUGUUUGAGUUCUUUAGUUAAAUAUACAACUAUUUUUGGAAUUUCACCAAUGAAUGUGUCAUUUUAAUGUCAUUCCAAUGUGUGUCUGUCUAUUUAAGAAUAAGUUAUUCUAAACGCACAUCAUGCUUUCAGUGCAUGCUCGCUCAACGCCAGUCGUUUGUUUGACUCUUUCUAACAAGAGGCGGGGAAUUAUGUUUUCACUUCCUGUGUUGGUUUGAAUGUUUUAAUUUAUUUUUAUACUGUGCUGAUAAGUCUUGUUCUGUUUUGUGUAAUCCAGAGCUUCCAGAAAGGGAGAGAACAAUAAAAAGUAUUUAAACUCA